GUGACGUGACGUUAUGACUUAUGAAGAAUCUCGCUUCAUUCAUCAUUUCGUUUUACCGCUUGCCACGAGUGGCUAUCGCAGUCUCAGCCUGCGAGACUCCUCGGUAACGUGUAUAUAAAUUCGCAGAUACUAUAAUCGGCACCACAACCGUUAAAAGGGUCGACCCGGGCGAUCAUUUCAUGUUCCAUUUGGAGUAUUGACAUUUUAGCUAUCUGUGAUAUAACAAUACAUAAGUAUCUCGUUAAAAGACGUUAACAGUUUUUAGGUUAAUCUUGCACCGGCAUAUCAGUGUUACAUUCGUUCGAUGGACAGUUUUUGAGUGUGCUUCGUUCCCUCAAGUUCUUGAGUCGCAAGUCGAAUAUGGAAUCGUCAAUGAAUUACAAUUUGGAGAUCACGCCGAAUUACUCGUAUAUAUUCGAGUUCGAGAAUGACUUCAUUCACCAAGACUAUCGGAAGUGGAUGACUGAAAACUGGACAGUGGCUUUUUACUAUGUCGGAAUCUACAUGGCUUUCAUUUUUGGCGGCCAGCACUACAUGCAGAAUCGACCACGGUUCGAGCUGCGACGGACGCUCAUCGUGUGGAACAGCGCGCUGGCGGCGUUCAGCAUCAUGGGCGCGUGCCGCACACUGCCCGAGUUCGUCCACGUGCUCCGCAACUACGGCAUCUACCACUCCAUAUGCGUGCCCAGCUUCAUCGAGCAGGACAAGGUGUCGGGUUUCUGGACGUGCAUGUUCGUGCUGUCGAAGCUGCCCGAGCUGGGCGACACGGUGUUCAUAGUGCUGCGCAAGAAGCCGCUCAUCUUCCUCCACUGGUACCACCACAUCACGGUGCUGCUGUACACGUGGUUCUCAUUCACCGAGUACACCAGCUCAGCGAGGUGGUUCGUGGUUAUGAACUACUGUGUGCACAGCGUGAUGUACUCGUACUACGCACUGGUCAGCAUGGGCAAGUACCCGCCCAAGGUGCUGGCGAUGACCAUCACGUUCCUCCAGCUCACCCAGAUGAUCGUGGGCCUGUCCAUCAACGUCUGGGCCCACAACUACCUCGCCACAGCCCCCCCGCACUCCUGCCACAUCAGCCAGAUCAACGUCAAACUAUCCAUGGCCAUGUAUUUCUCGUAUGCCGUGCUAUUCGCGCAGUUCUUCUACAAGGCGUAUCUAGCGCCGAAACGAGGUAAGAAGGCCAAGAUCGAGCCCCCCACUUCGGAGUACGAGAAGGUCAAGACGAACGGAUACCCGCGACAGAGGAACGGCGUCGUCCACUAGUCCCAUUGUGAUAUUUUACGGGUAUGCCGACGAGAUGCUCUGCCCUUCCCGCCUUCGUUUAAAUAGAGGUCCGCCAUCUUGGAUUUUUACCGCGUAUUUCAAGUGUUGGGCUACACAAAACAUGUUACGCGUUUUCAUAGAAACGUGAAACAAUGGCUGUCGCUAUUAGAAUGCAGUUUAGAUGAAAACGUUCUCAAAAUAACGAUCUCUGACGUCAGGCAUUGUUUCUGAAAAGGGACUUUCCGAUUUGACAGGAGGCGGAAGGACCAUAGACAAAGUGUCGCUAGAGCAUCGACAGCAUAUUUAUUGUAUAAGUGUAAUUUAGUGAUAUUUUUAAAGCGGGCUUAGAAUUUGAAAUCAACUCAAAAACAAAUAUACAGUGAGAGUAAUGUUACCCACAAACAUGAGUAUUAUUUUUAUUAAAAAUGUAUCCGACUUACAACUUUUUUUAGAAAUUACAACGUGCCAAAUAUAAAUAUUAGGUACAUACCAGCUAGCUACUUAAAAUGUUUAUUGAACAUUGUUCUGCAAAUGCUUAGUUGAAUAUAAUUAGAAAUUUGAUAUACUGCUACGUUCGAUAGUAGUGUUAAUUAGAAAUUAAUUGAUAAUUGAUGAAAAUAAAUGUUGAAACAAUUAGUGAAUUAAAAUGGGCAUGUCAAAUUUUUACAAACUACCUACCUACCUAAUCUAAAAAAAAAUUGCAAGUGCAACAGAUCUGUUGAAACAUUUCGUAUUCAUAAAAUAUGGUUAUGUGCUACUUAGUUUUUAUUUACAAAGUUAUUUAAUUAAAUAAAUAAAUGGUUUUACGCAUUAAAAAACGUAUUUCCGCAAUAUUAAACCGACAUAGUUCAAUAAUUGAAAUACAUUUAAAUUCAAAUGCAUAUUAAUGAUGAAAACAAGUAUUAUUUGUAUAAAUAUUGAGGCAAAAAACGUCAAUAAUGGAUCUGGAUUGGGCC
Molecule: messenger RNA, 2222 nt
Organism: Aricia agestis (brown argus)
Lineage: Eukaryota; Metazoa; Arthropoda; Insecta; Lepidoptera; Lycaenidae
Gene: Baldspot
Product: elongation of very long chain fatty acids protein 6
Exons: 4
Coding region: 361-1266 (301 amino acids)
Biological process (GO): very long-chain fatty acid biosynthetic process; fatty acid elongation, saturated fatty acid; fatty acid elongation, monounsaturated fatty acid
Cellular component (GO): endoplasmic reticulum membrane
Molecular function (GO): fatty acid elongase activity
Source: RefSeq, a predicted model, not a curated record